Messenger RNA from Onychostoma macrolepis, 853 nucleotides. It is a transcript of the gene nabp1b, whose product is annotated as nucleic acid binding protein 1b. Gene Ontology annotation, biological process: double-strand break repair via homologous recombination; response to ionizing radiation; mitotic cell cycle checkpoint signaling. NCBI's taxonomy places the organism in Eukaryota, Metazoa, Chordata, Actinopteri, Cypriniformes, Cyprinidae. Gene Ontology annotation, cellular component: SOSS complex. The coding region runs from base 105 to 755 and encodes 216 amino acids. The transcript has 6 exons. Gene Ontology annotation, molecular function: DNA binding. The record is from RefSeq and is a predicted model, not a curated record.
AAAAGGUAGCCUUAUAGAUGCCUGGCACAAUCAAAUUAAGGUGGCUGGCAUUCUCAGUUGGAGCACAUUUGAAUUGAAUUGUCUUUUCUUUCUCGUGUUUUAGAAUGGCAAACGCGCCAAACGAAAACGCGUGUCUGAUUAAAGACCUUAAACCUGGAUUAAAAAAUAUUAAUUUGGUUUUUAUCGUCCUGGAAACUGGUCGAGUGUCUAAGACAAAGGAUGGACAUGAAGUGCGUUCAUGUAAAGUAGCUGACAGGACCGGAAGUAUUACAAUAUCAGUGUGGGACGAGGUUGGCAGCCUGAUACAAACAGGGGACAUCAUCAGACUCAGUCGAGGAUAUGCAUCUCUCUUCAAAGGCUGUCUUACACUGUAUAUUGGGAGAACAGGGGACAUUCAGAAGAUUGGAGAGUUCUGUAUGAUUUUCUCAGAGGUGCCAAAUUUCAGUGAGCCCAACCCAGAGGUGCUGGCUAAAAUCAACCAAAUCAACAACACUCACGCAAAAACAGAAGCUCAUGGCAGCACUCCUAGUGUACUGAAUCCUGGGCCACCUGCUGGACCUACAGCAAACGGCUCUGCUGUGUUUUGCCCUUCUCCUGUGCCCCGAGAGCCCUCCUUUGGUGCAGGUGGACGUCAUUUGAACCGCAGUUAUUAUAGCAGUGGCAGUGCUUCUGCAGUUUCAGGUGGAGGACAGGGAUCAAAACCCACGGUCACCAACACCAAUGGACGGGAUCCUCGCCGCGCCCUGAAGAGAUGAGAGCAUAUUUGUGACUUUACUUUUGUUUGUCACCCUAAUUGAUGGCUUAUUUGAUUAAUGAAUUAUAUUAACCUUUUCUGGAUUGAGAUUUUGCAGAA